Messenger RNA from Rhea pennata, 8424 nucleotides. It is a transcript of the gene FTO, whose product is annotated as FTO alpha-ketoglutarate dependent dioxygenase. The transcript has 9 exons. Gene Ontology annotation, molecular function: mRNA N6-methyladenosine dioxygenase activity; broad specificity oxidative DNA demethylase activity; ferrous iron binding. NCBI's taxonomy places the organism in Eukaryota, Metazoa, Chordata, Aves, Rheiformes, Rheidae. The record is from RefSeq and is a predicted model, not a curated record. The coding region runs from base 68 to 1591 and encodes 507 amino acids. Gene Ontology annotation, biological process: regulation of multicellular organism growth; DNA alkylation repair; RNA repair.
GCUGCGCGGGGCGGCCGAGGCGGGACGGGCCCCGGCGCGCGCCGCUCCGCGAGGCCGAGGCGGCGCCAUGAAGCGGAGAGCAGGGGAGCGGGAGAAGGAAAUGAAGAAAAAGAAGCUUCUUGAAGAGCUUGGAGAGAACAGACUUCCAUAUAUGACACCAGAGGAUGCUGGUUUCCAUCAGUUGUGGGAGACCAAAUAUUCCAAACUAAUUUUCAGGAAAUCUGAUACAGUACCUGAAGAGCUCCAUCAAGCAGUACAAGAAGGCUUUUUGACCUUGCGAAAAUAUGAUUGUUUCUUUCAAGAUCUUGUAAGGAUCAAAGGAAAAGAUUUUGUCACCCCAGUGUCUCGUAUAUUAAUUGGAAAUCCAGGAUGCACUUACAAGUACUUGAACACAAGAUUAUUUACAGUUCCUUGGCCUACUGAGGGCUAUGAAAUAAAAUAUUGCAGUCCUCAAAUACAUGAUGCUUGUAAAGCAUUAAUCAAACUUAAUGACUAUUUGCAUAUUGAAGCAGUCCAAGCAUUACAAGGACAAAACUCGUCUGAGACCAAAGAUACUGUUGUAACAGAUAGGGAACAAAAUUGUGAUGCUCCUAUUAAGGAGAAAGGGUCUGUUUUAAAAGAUCAAAGCAGUUGUUACGUUUCAGAGGAUGACUACACGAGUCUAAAGAACAGAACAUCUUUUAACUUGACUUUAUUAAAUUAUAUGGAUCCGCUACAAAUGCUGUACUUGAAACAAGAGCCUUAUUUUGGAAUGGGGAACAUGGCAGUGAGCUGGCACCAUGAUGAGAAUCUGGUUGCAAGGUCAACGGUUGCUGUGUACAGUUACAGCUGUGAAGGUUCUGCAUUUGAAGGAAGUAAUGAACAGAAUCUGAAGGGAAGAGACCCAGCUGUUUGGCAUGUAGGCUUGAAGGUAGCAUGGGACAUAGAGACACCUGGAUUAGCAAUACCACUUCACCAAGGAGACUGCUACUUGAUGCUGGAUGAUCUCAAUAUGACACAUCAGCACUGUGUUCUGGCCGGUUCUUUACCUCGAUUCAGCUCAACUCACAGAGUGGCAGAUUGUUCAAGAGGAUCAUUGGAAUAUAUAUUUGCUCAAUGUGAGCUUGCACUCCAGAAUUUACAGACUGAUUCUGAUUCAAUGGCUUUAUCUUUGAAGUCUCUGGAAGCUGCUGUUGUGAAGCAAGUAGAAGAAACGCAUAAUGAGGUUGAAUUUGAGUGGCUUAGGCAGUUUUGGUUUCAAGGCAAGCGCUAUUUAAAGUGCACUGAUUGGUGGCUUAAGCCUAUGGCUAGAUUAGAAGAAUUUUGGAGGAAAAUGGAGGUUAUGACAAACCUAGUUCUCUGUGAAGUUCAAAAAGAAGAUAAAACUGCAGAACAAAGGAAUGAAACCAUCGGUUGCCUCUUGCUAGUUCUUACUGAACGACAAAAGCUACGUGAAGAAUGGACAGCAAGAUGCCAGUCAAAAGCAGCAGAGAGAUUGCCAGAAGACCAGAAACCGGAAUGCCAUCCCUUCUGGAUAGAUGAUGACAGUAAUAUGCCUCUGCCAUAUGAUCUUGAAGAAGUAAUUGCUAAUCUACAAAAUCUUGUUCAGUAGGUAGCAUAAUAGGUGACCUUCCAGCCUAGAAUUAUUAAUGCUCAUCAUUUGGAAAGAAGUCUUUUAGUUAGGGUGAUCUGUAUGGUUCCUCGGUCGUGUGUUGUUUUAUGUGUCAAUGUAAAUUUGUGUUUUUACCGGCCUCUGCACAGCCUCUAACCAUAGUUAUUGUCUCUCAAUGAAAAAGACCAGGCCCCAUACCUACAGGUGGAUUUUAAGACUUGAAGUCCAGAACGCCAGCCUAGGUUCUCCCUUCCUCCCUCUAAUUCCCAUCAACCCUAGCACCCAUAGGUAUAUAUGUUUUCUCAAGCUCCCUUGACAUCUGAAUUUCAGCUUUUGUGAGUGCCUGGAACAGCCUCUGGCUCAGCAGGUUUCAGCAAUGCAAGGCCUACGCACCCUUCACUUCCCCCCAUGAGAGGCCAUAGGAGUGAGUUUGGAGUUAGUCUUGUGGACAUCUCCAGGAUGGAGCUGUGCACACAGGAUAGUGACGUCUUUGUUCAGUAGUGCAGACAGAGCUGGAAGAGAUGGUGGAUAAAUCCUUUAAACAGUAGUUCCUUGUCAGAGCAUUUGUUCAGAUGACAAGCUCCUGGAGGAGUGUCCUGACAUGGAUCCUGGAGUACCUCAAGCCAGAUGACUUAAUCCCCCAACUCUAAGAGAGUUUUCCAAUGUGAAUCUUGUCUCCGGGCUCCCUAGAGCUCGGAAUUAGGUUCCCAAGCCUUACUUGGUUCUGCCUGUUGUGAAUCCUUCCUGAGGCCAGGUCUCCCAAUGCAUUAGCUAGGGAACUAAUGGACCUAAUUGGGGAUUUUCAUUUUGGGUGUCAGGCCCCCUGGCAAAUUAGAUUUGAGCUCUGUGUUACCAGGCAUUGCAGCGUCUAUGUUGAUCUAGCCAUGAGUACAAUGUCAGAAGACUGUGAGAAAUGAAGUUGCUUGAGAUCUUUUUAUAUUAAUAUUCUAUAAAAAGAACAAUUCUAUGCUGGACUGUACGGGAGCAUUCCUGAACGAGGGGGAUUUUUCAUUUUGUUAAGUUGUUAUUCUAACUUCAGCUGGUAUAUGCCUUUUCUGUUGUGAUAAAAAGCAGAAGAAAAUUAGAUUAUAGUGAAACAGCACUCAGUCUGGAUUACCACUCCAAAAAAACCUUAAGAUUCAGCACUUGUCGUUGCCACCAAGAAAUGGAAUAUGCCUCCUGUGUUAAUCUUCUAUUUAAAAUCACUGUCGAGGCUAGGCUUACCCAGAGUAUACCAGUAUAUUCUAUUGGCAAAGCAUUCUGUGUGUGGAGGAGGUUUGUACUGCCGAAACUGUAUUUUUGACAGUGUAACAUAUGCCAGACCUCCCUGGAGCUAAAGAAGCUGUUCCAGCAAAAAUUCAGUUUUCCUGGUAUAAAGCUGUGUCCACACCUACCAUCUUUUGCCAGGACAAUUAUAUCAAGUAGAGAUUGUACGUCUUAAAACCUUUGACAUAGCUAUGGCAGCAAAAGGAUGAAGACCUGGAUCAAGUAUUUUCCAUUAUAUUCCUGGACUUUUGCUAAAGCUGUUAGCCACCCUUCAGAAUGUAAAGCUUCUUCAAAGAACAAGAUAUUAUUUAAAUUAGGUUUCAUUAUGUUGUGACCUUGAUCCCCACAAUUUAGCUGUUGUCUCUUGUGCCACAAUUUUCUUAAUAUUUUGAAAGAAUGGUACAUUAUAAGCACAGCUUUUCUCUUCCUGCACUAGCUAAGGCUCCCUUUACCAGUGGGCAAGUGGCAUAUAUUUGGAUUAAUGCCACACUAAAUGCUGUUUACUUUGGAGAUCACUUAGAGAAAAGCUAGCUGAAGAUGUGGGAAUUUGCUUUUGAAAAAUGCAGUUCUCACAGAAACAGAUAUUACUUUGGAAAUGAGCACGAUGAAUUCAAACAAGCAAAUGAUGCAACACUGUUAACAUAGGGUUUGAGGGGAUUGUUUGUUUAUGCUGUUACUUUAUGAUUAUUUUGUGUUUAAUUAGGCACUGCUAGAACCAUGGGGAUCACAAUAUUGAAAUGAAUUUGACAGCCAUAAAGGGUAGAGAAGGCACAUCGAUGUAGUUUGCAGUUGAAGUAGAAAUGCAGCUAUUAAAGAAUGAUUGGCAAAAAAUUAUUUCCAGCAGUAGUGAAAGAACACUAUUUUUUUCUCUUAUAUUAGGAAACUGGGAGCAGCAAUAAUACAAUGUUUAAAAAUACAUACUUGUGUAUGCUGAUGAUUUAAGUCAGUGAAUUAACUGAACUUGUACCACCAGCCUCAGUGCAGUCAGAUAGCACCCAUUGAAGCCAUGGAUGGCAAUGGCAUAGACUCAAGCAAAUGAAAACCUUAGGAAUGGGUAAGACCUAAGUUUCACUGGCAAAAUACCAGUAAUCGAGUGGUUAAAGAGAAUUAAUGCUCUGUGUUGCAUUCCAGUCUCACAUCAUGUAAAUCAGUGUAAUUUGAUUGAAUUCAGGGGGAAAACAGCAGCGUAAAAAGGUUUCAUUUCUCCACAGUCCACAGGAGCUGAUGGCAAAGGCAUCAGUAAGGUUGAUGCAACUGUUUGAAAUAUACAGUAGUGCCUAAGAGAAGAACAUCCUUACAGGUAAAUAUCUAUAAAAGAAAACUGAUUGGCCAAGCAUAAGUAUUGCUGUGUUUGAGGCAUUUAUUAGAAACAGAAAAAUACUUCAAAUUUUUCUUUAUUUCAUUUAAAUAAUUAUAAUUUAGCUCAUGUUGCAGUGACCUUACCAAUCCACUCAUAUUCCAGCAUUAAAUACCCAGUACUGUUUUGGAUGGGCUAAAAAACAUUCUUAACACAGUCUCUAAUGGAUGUUCUAUGUAUAGCAACUGUUGGCCAAGUCUGGAUACUCUAGAUGCCUGAAGACCAAGGUCAGAUUGUUUCAGGGAAGAGGGAGGAGCACAAAUUAACUUCUAAUGUUAGAUUCGGUGAUUCUUUUCAAAUGGUGAAGUUCACGACUUUGCUUACAUUUACUUCUCAUCAGCCAUGAAAGAAUUAAGGUAAAAUAGUUCACUUGCACGUGUGUGUCAGGCUAAAUGGAUUACAGAAGAUACAGAUCUGUUUGCCUGUCUGCACUUGCCUUUAGACAGUAUUAAUCAAUUUUACAAAAGCUACUGACUGAACAUGGAACCAAUACAAAUGAAAAGCUCAAGGCAGAGGCUUUCUUUAAAAAAUCUGAUACAGAGUUAGUUUACACUGAGAAAAAGAAAAUGUUGGCAGAAAAUGAAAAACUUUUAUUGUUUCUGUAGUUUGGGGGAUGAAAGGUAAAGGCCAUUUUUAAUUAUGUGAUAGAAAACUGCUGUGUUAUGCCAUGUAAAUUAGAAAUAUUUUCAUAAUGCUUUAUUCAUAUCUCCACAUAUGAAAAUAUUUUAUCUUACAGGUUCUUUCUUGUUGUUAAAAGAUUAAGUAAAUACAAAAUAUUAAUCUCAGUAUAGUAGAUUUUAAAGGCAUCAUUCUUAUGCUCUGAGCUUUACAAAAGAGUCCUAUUAUCUAAAGUGUAAAAAGAAUACCGUGAGUAAUUAUCUACUGGAAAAUGUCCAGGAUGGGUAACAUGCAGCAUAAUAAAUGUCUAACUCAGUUAUCUUAUUAUUAUCCAGAAACGGUUUUUAGUUUCUCUGGUAAUGAAGUGAUUUACUUAACAAGUUGUCUUUUCAAAUCAUGCUAGACUUCUCAGUGCUGCAGGACAGAUUCAGGGAUUCCAGUGCCAUCACAACAGCAAAAAAGGAACAAAAAAAAUACCAAAACUGAUCACAAAGCGUAGCUGAAAGAUUCUGGCAUGUUAACGGUGGGCAUUGCUCAUGUCUCAGUUACUGUAGCGCUAUCCCAAUAGCCCAAAUUCCAGUGCCUCAGACAGGUUUAAUGCAACAGAGAUGAAAUUAGGCCAGAAGCUGAUGUCUAAGGUGGGAUGAGAGGAGGGGAGGAGGAUGAGAGGGGUGUGGUUUCACAAGGCCACAGUUUAUUAACUGAAGUCAUAUGGGAAUCAUCCAGCAGUAACUUGUACAGUGCAGGUCAUGCCCUGUGUCUUAAUUGUUACCACCUGGUGCAAAGUUAAUGUUAGCUCCUUAACCCCCCUUUUCACCCCUGACAGCUGGUCCUCAGCUUUUUACUGGGAGCUGACCACUGUCGUCUUGUGCCAAGGUAAGGCAUCGGGAAAAGCUGCUGUUCCACUGUAAGGAGUGGCAUGAGAAAGCCCUGUCCCCAUUUCCCGCCUCCUCCCUCCACCUCUGUCCUCCUAGAUCUCAGUGGACCAGGUACCUCCACUCAACAUCUGUUUCAUGUCGAGGUUCAAGUUGUUGCAGCUUAUCUUUUGAACCAUCUCACCAGGCACGUGAGCUGCUGUGGAAAAGAUUCGGGAAAACAGACAAAACACUCUUUUCACAGUGAGAUUCCUCGUCCCAGCCAAGACAGCUAGUACACUCCCCACAGCACGCUGCAGAGCUCAGCCCCACGCUCACUGAGCUGUCAGCCCAGUAGUGGGAAAAAAAAAAAAAAAAAAAAACGUUAGGUGAAAAGGUUGAUGUUCAGCAUCUCUGAGGCCUCCCAACCUGCCCAAUUUUGGCCAUCACUGUGUCCCAGCUGUGAGAGCAGAGGCAAUCCAUAAUGGAAGCCUGUUCCUUUCUCUCUCCAGCCCAAACUGAGACUCAUCCUGUUUUGCUAGGUUUGCAUCUUAAUUUACAUUCAUCUCUCCUUUUCACAUUAAAUUGGCACACUUAUGAAAUAAGAGAAGAUAAUUUAUACGUUUGUAAAAACACUGUACUUACUGAGGCUGCAGAAUUGGCCGAAUAGCAUGUCAAAUGGAAGCCAACAAAUAAUUGAUAAACUGAUUACAUUAAAAUGCUGAUGUUGGGUGUAAGCACUUCACACACAAUAUGAAAACUUGCCUACGUGUCUAUGGUUUGUGGUUUGUGCAGAGCACUCGUAAUUCACACGGUAGAAAGGACAUACUAUUCUACAGUUUAUAUCCUCUAAUACCGCACCGGUUUUACAGUGCUUGUCCAUGAUGAAUCAGAAUCUGGUCACAAAUGCUGCUCCCCUCCCCCUCUGUAUCUUCAAAUACUUGCUUUCAUGCCAACACAUCUUGGUCUGAUUAGUCCCCUUGAUUAGAGACUGAAGUAAAAAGUCAGGUGUAUAGGAUUCCCAUUAUCCUUUAUUUCAGUGCUUCUAAGAACAGGUCAGUCAGAGUUAUUUCAGUGAAAAUGUGAACAAUCAACUUCUGUUUACCAUUAACCUUCAGUUUUCUUUUCUUAAAAUCAAAUCAGGGUUUAGUAAGCAGUUAUUUUCAUACAUGUCCCUUGAUCAGUGGAACAAUCUGUCAGAAGCCAUUAAAGCCUCUAUUAGGUUGAAUUGCAUUCAAAGCUAAACUACACAAUCAUUUAAAGGGCUGUGAUGAUUGUUUUUAAUAUAGUAUACAUUCAUUUCUCUCUCUGAGUUGUAAGAUAACUUUGAAACUAAGCAUGUAUGACUAGGUUUUUUUUUUUACUAUCCAGCAAGUCCUUAGAAGCUUGAUUUCGUGUGGAAGGUAAAUGUCUACAUGAAAAAAAUUAAUGCAGUUAAAUGCCCUUUAUAUUUUCAUAAGUUUCUCCUCAGAUUUUUCCAAUUUCAUUGGAUUGGAUUGGUAGUUUAUAUGUAAUGGGAAAAAAUUUUCCAAGGUCCUUUCCUUAAAAAUUUCACCGAAAAUUUACCAACUAGUUUUGCUAAUAUUUUAAAGUGGCUUUUUAUCUUCAGAUCUCAAGAUGCUUCACACAGGGAAACUGAGGUAGAGGGCAAAAGUGCAGCCGUGUGCAGAAUGCUAACUCUGCAGCAGAGCAAAUGUAAUGCUCCGUCGCUGCCCUGUCUCAGUUACUUCCAGUUAAUCAGCUCAAUUUACUGAUUAAAGAAGCUCUCAUAGAAGUUAUUUUUCUCCAAAAAUACACUGGGAUCUGAACAUGAAACUGGAAUUUGUCCUCCUCAUAUAAUGCAUAAUAUAUAAAAAUACAACAUAUGCAAUAAGCAAUUUAUAUAUUUUAACUUUAUUAAAAUAUACAGUAUUUUAAUACAAUUUUAUUAUAUAUAAUUAUUAUAUAAUUAUAUAAUACAUGUAUAAUAGAGAUCUUUCAGGCCUUCUAGUUUUUGAUUAAACUUUCCAGUGAAUGUUUUAGUCACAUUCCAAGUCCCUGCGCCCACAAUGGGAAAAGGUAAAUUUUAUUGGAACUGUUAAAUUAUUCCAUGGAGAAUAUGCACACACUUUUAGCUGUUCUAAAUACAUUCGCUGGACAGUCCUCCAAGGUCGUGUAACUGCUGUACUAGGAAACUCUUGAAAGAAUACCCUGUGAGCAUUUGGGUGCUAUUUAGCAAGGUGAAGAUAUAUUGCUGGAGCACACAGGAAUGUUUGUUGUGCACCUGCUAGCACUUUUUGUCUGGUACCUAUUUUGUGGUCUGGUAAUACUUUACUAUGAGAACUACUUCUCUAGCUAUUUUGGUGAACAUCCUAAUAAUUUAUUACCCAAACAUUAUCAAAGCAUUCCACAAUUCUUUCAUUGCUGUUCCCUCCCUUCUGUCCACUGAUGCCCUUUCUUUCCCAUUUGUGCCAUUAUUAACAGUAAUUUUGGCAACAAGAUGUUUUCUCUGUUAGGCUGACAUGGCUUCAAAGCAAAAAAACCCCUAAAAAUUAUGUAUCAGAUAGCAUACUCUCAAGUAGGUUUAUUUUCCAACCAAUUUAAUAGGACUUUUUGCUACUUGCUUAUUUGCUACUGCUACUUGUGACUAUAUAAACUUGACUGUUUAUAUAGAACUGUGAGAUGCACUGUGAUAUUUAAGUUUAUGUAAUAUGUGUUUGCUAAUUUACCCACAUUUUUAAAAUAAACCACUUAAAGAA